UGGUGCUUGUUUGUUGUUUUGCUGAAGUGUUGACUUUAAAUAGACGGCCGAGGACCUGCUUUACCUCUAUUUCCAUUUUAAACAAUACUAACCAGGAACGACACUUUCCUCCCACAUCUAACCUCGAGUUGCUCUUACAAUCAUCUCUAAAGAACAGAGAGCGCCCGAAAACGGCAACCAUGAAAUGGAUGUUCAAAGAGGAUCAUUCUCUGGAACAUCGGUGCAUAGAAUCUGCCAAAAUCCGCAACAAGUACCCUGACAGGGUCCCAGUAAUUGUGGAGAAAGUGUCUGGGUCCCAGAUAGUGGACAUUGACAAGAGGAAGUACCUGGUCCCUUCUGACAUCACAGUGGCUCAGUUCAUGUGGAUCAUCAGGAAACGCAUCCAGCUGCCCUCAGAGAAGGCCAUCUUCCUGUUUGUGGACAAGACAGUCCCCCAGUCCAGCAUCACAAUGGGACAGCUCUAUGAAAAGGAGAAAGACGAAGAUGGCUUUUUAUACGUGGCUUACAGCGGCGAAAACACAUUUGGCUUGUAAAAGAAGAAGCCAUGAUAGUAAGCUGACCUUACCUGCUGACAUCUAAUCAUAGCCCUCAUUUGGUCCCUGGAGAAAGCCUCGGGAAAACCCUUUGAAAACACCACAGAAAGAUGGACUACCUGCUCACCAGCUUGGAUGACAAAACAAGUGUGCCAGUGUCUUUUUAUUUUAUUUUAUUUUUUUGGGCCCAUGUUGCACCUUUCCAUAAUGAUUCAAAUAUUCAGUUGUCUAUUGUGUGGUAGCGUUUGUUUUCUUAUCUCUUGUGAUUUGAAGUUUUUCCAAACUCCUUGUGUGUGAGAAUGACUUUAGUUUUGCUUUUGUCUUUGAAGACAAUAUUUAUGAAAUUGGAAUAUUUUAAUUUAAUUAUGUGGAGGUAAGGUAGCUGGAUGACCUAACCAAUAAAAAUGCUAAAUAAA
Syngnathus typhle (broad-nosed pipefish) is the source of this 949-nucleotide messenger RNA. RefSeq names its product GABA(A) receptor-associated protein like 2 (gene gabarapl2). NCBI's taxonomy places the organism in Eukaryota, Metazoa, Chordata, Actinopteri, Syngnathiformes, Syngnathidae. The coding region runs from base 180 to 533 and encodes 117 amino acids. Gene Ontology annotation, biological process: autophagosome assembly; cellular response to nitrogen starvation; macroautophagy. The transcript has 4 exons. The record is from RefSeq and is a predicted model, not a curated record. Gene Ontology annotation, cellular component: autophagosome; cytosol; autophagosome membrane. Gene Ontology annotation, molecular function: ubiquitin protein ligase binding.